UAGGUUCAAUGAAAAUUAACUUGUUAACGUUUUAAUGUUCAUUUUUAUAAUCAGAAUAAACAUGUUGUCUCCAUUUCUGAAAUACACUAUAUUCUGCGCGUUGUUCAUUGGUUCAAUUAGAAGCUGGGAUCCAGAUGCUGGCCUCAUCAAGUCCUAUACGAAGUUACAUAACGUUACAGUCCAAGCAUCGUCUGGUACCCAUCCUGAAAAUGUUAUUGACAGUAACGACAACACGAACUGGGUAUCAGCGCACUGUUUACCAUACGGGUAUCUGAAUAGAAAUGAUGUUAAUAUAAUUUUUGGCGCGUGCAAAACUGGCGCGUGCUUAUCAAGUGGGAAUUCUGGGAAUGGUCUCGGAGUCGCGACAGACGGAAACCCUUAUACGGCAGCGCACGUGCAGAAAAACGGGUCAUCAGCGUUUCUUUCUGUGGAUUUAGUAAAUUCCCAAGUUUUGCAAAUAAUUUCAGUCGGCGGGGUGUUUCCAAGUCCUACACAUCUAUAUGUGUAUGAAGUAACAAAAUUUGGCUCUCAAAAACAUUUACUGAAAACUUUUACAUCCACUGAUAAUUAUAAGAAUAUUAAUAUUCCUGGAACGAACUUCACAGUUAACAAACUAGAGCUCGUUUCUGAUUCAGGUUUCACUGUAAAGGACAUGGGUGCAAUUGGAGAAAAUGGGUGCACAGAGCAUAUAACAGUUGAUCUUGGUCAUGAACGCAGCGUCGGUACGAUUCGAACACGCCACUGGGCCGGAAGUAAUGCGGCUACAAAACUUGUACUUAAAACAUCAACAAACGGACAUAUAUGGAAUAUGGUUGCUGAUUUAGACCCAAACGCUGUACACGCCGUCACUACACGUAUUCAGCCAGCUGAUAUUCGUUACAUUACUUUAGAAUACAAAGUCCAUAUGGUUAAUCAUAAAAAGGUUUAUUGUUUUGAAGUGGAUGCUUGGGACGAAAACGGCAUAUGGGGACCUGAAAUAUCCGCUAAACCACAGGUUAACACAUUUCGAGAAAUCCUCGGUGUGAACGGGAUCUGGGGCUGGGGAACAAAAAGUUACAGUGACAAAUUAGGACCUAACGAAGGACCUUUGUUAUAUAGUGAAGUUGCAAGUCACGCGCGUAAUUAUCAUAAUCUCGUCUGGGACGUGACUGAUCCCGAUCUUGACCCUGAAUACGAUGCAAUGGCAGCCGGGCAUGGAACACAAGCAAUGUGGUGGUUGAACUGGGAUACAGAAUACCGUGCAUGGAAUGCAGCAAAUUUAACCGUAGAUAUUUCCAUACAAUUCACAAAUAAAACAGUACCGGAGAGCAAAUGGAACACACCUGAGCAGUCUGCUUUUCACUACGGGCAACAGGUAGCAAAACAUUUUGGUUCAGUUCAGGGCAAUGGUCUUGUUCAAGCAGUCGAGGUCGGCAACGAACCAUGGGACUAUAACGCUGCAUUUUAUGCCUCGGUCUUAAAAGGAAUGGCAAGCGGUCUUAAAAGCAUGGAUAACAAAUUGAUUGUUAUUCCUGGUACUUUCCAGGCCGAGGAUAAAGACCACGAAAAUACUUACAUUGGUACCCGGGUUCUUCCGGAAGUAGCGGACAAUAUAGAUGUCAUUAACUGUCAUACUUACAGUUUUAUCAAUGAUGACGCAGGUAUACGAAAAGGAACGUAUCCAGAAAAUAAACUGUCCACAUUUAAUAACAUCCGACCAAUAACAAGAUGGCGGGACACAAACACACCGAAGAAACCCAUAUGGGUUACAGAAUGGGGAUGGGAUUCUGAUGGUGUGGGAGAACAGUGUAGAGGAACAGAAUGUGUAAGUGAGCGUGCACAAGCUGUGUACGCUGUACGAGGUCUUUUAUUGCUGGCAAGGUCAAAUAUUGAAAGAGCCACGUGGUAUUUCUACGCCAACACCGAAUGUGAUACUUUAUUCUGCCGCAGUGGACUCACUUCGUCUCACAAGAAUAAUUUUCAGAAGAAAGCAGUAUUUUACACAUUUCAAAAAUUCUUACAGUACGUUGGUAACACUUACUUUCUUGGUAUUAUCCAAGAAAACGACAACGGUUUUGUUUAUGCUUUAAGUGACAAGCCACAUGCAUGUUUGGAAAAUGCAAGCGUCUCUGACUUGCUUCAACAUGCAUCGCACGUAAUCGGUUGGCUUCCGGUUGAUAUUAGUAAUAAAAAUUCAAGACAAACCACAUUACAACUUCCGGCGGAAACACAAGUAUCAUUUGCAUGGAGAAUCGCCGGAAGUUCAAAUGAUCGAUUAUUCAAGACGACAGAUUAUCAGCAAAGCGGCAAUUCACUGGAAAUAACUUUAAAAACUGAGCCUUUGGUUUUGAAAUUUAACCACAAAACUAUCACAAGUAUUGUAGGGUGAAAGAAAAUAUUGCGCUCAUCUAUUAUUCCAUUUAUUUUGCUGGUCAAAUUAUUAAAUAUUCGAACUGAUUUUGAUUGAGCGUUUUGUCCUUAUACUUGUAUACUUUUUCCUAAAACAUCUCAGACAAU
Molecule: messenger RNA, 2496 nt
Organism: Ruditapes philippinarum (Manila clam)
Lineage: Eukaryota; Metazoa; Mollusca; Bivalvia; Venerida; Veneridae
Exons: 2
Coding region: 35-2368 (777 amino acids)
Molecular function (GO): hydrolase activity, hydrolyzing O-glycosyl compounds
Source: RefSeq, a predicted model, not a curated record